CUCAGAAAGCAAGAGUGAUCAGCCCCAGCUCUGUGAAACAUCUUGUUUAUUGACUGCAUUUCCGCAGCUUGCAAAUGGUUAACUAUAUGCAAAAAAGUCAGCAUAGCAGCGAAGUACGCUGUGAAUUUUAAUUGGGGAAGGACAACUGCUUCAGGAUGAUCUAGUGUGCCCUCUGCUUGAAAUACAUUUUCAAUGAAAUGCUCCUGCUCUGCACUGUGUCUCUGACUAGAGGCUUUCACUUCCUUAAGUGAUGGGACUUGCCAAAAAGUGAUAUUUGUGAAGAAAGUGCACGGCGGUUAGUGUUUUCUUUUUUAAUAAAGAAACUGAAUUUACUUUGAACAUCUUUUCCAGCUGUGCAUUACAGAUAACGUCAGGAAGAGUUCAUCUCUGCUUUACAGAAUUUGGUUCGAUCACAUGACAACAUGAAGCUGUGGAUUCAUCUCUUAUACUCGUCUGUUCUGGUCUAUAUGUCUUCACAGUCCCCAUCUCCAACAUCCUCAGGCAGAGGUUCUUGUGAUUCUCUUUGCAACUGUGAGGAAAAAGAUGGCACAAUUUUAAUAAAUUGUGAAGAGAAAGGUAUCAAGCUGUUAUCCCAAAUAAGUGUGCCACCAUCACGACCUUUCCAGUUAAGUUUAUUAAAUAAUGGUUUGACGAUGCUUCACACAAAUGACUUUUCUGGGCUUAGCAAUGCUAUCUCAAUACACCUGGGAUUUAACAACAUUGCAGAGAUUGAGACUGGUGCAUUUAACGGCCUUGGACUUCUAAAGCAACUUCAUAUCAAUCAUAAUUCUUUAGAAAUUCUAAAAGAGGACACCUUCCAUGGACUGGAAAACCUGGAAUUCCUACAAGCAGAUAACAAUUUUAUUACAGUGAUUGAACCAAGUGCCUUUAGCAAGCUCAACAGACUUAAAGUGUUAAUUUUAAAUGACAAUGCUAUUGAGACUCUCCCUGCAAACAUAUUCCGAUUUGUUCCUUUAACUCACCUAGAUCUUCGUGGAAAUCAGUUGCAAACAUUGCCUUAUGUCGGGUUUUUGGAGCACAUUGGCAGAAUAUUGGAUCUCCAGUUGGAAGACAAUAAAUGGGUCUGCAAUUGUGACCUAUUACAGCUAAAAAUCUGGUUGGAAAACAUGCCUCCCCAGUCUAUCAUUGGUGAGGUUGUAUGCAACAGCCCUGCGGUUUUCAAAGGCAGCCUUCUAAGCCGGCUGAAACAGGAAUCAAUUUGCCCCACUCCCCCCGUGUAUGAAGAGCAUGAGGAUCCCUCAGGAUCUUUACUUCAGGCAGUAACAUCUUCAGUAAGUGAUAGUUGCAUGUCAAUCAAGACCAUAUCACCUUUGAAACCGCCCACCAAAGCACCAGGUUUGAUACCUUACAUUACAAAGCCAGCCACUCAGCUUCCUGUACUCUACUGUCCAAUUCCUUGUAACUGCAAAGUGCUGUCCCCAUCAGGACUGCUGAUACACUGUCAAGAACGCAACAUUGAAAGCUUAUCAGAUCUAAAACCUCCUCCGCAAAAUCCUAGAAAGCUAAUUCUAGCAGGGAAUAUUAUUCAUACAGUAACGAAGUCUGAUCUAGUGGAAUACUUCACUUUGGAAAUGCUUCACUUGGGAAACAAUCAUAUUGAGGUACUUGAAGAAGGGUCAUUUAUGAAUCUAACACGAUUACAGAAGCUUUAUUUAAAUGGCAACCAUCUGACAAAACUAACAAGAGCCAUGUUCCUUGGUCUCCACAAUCUUGAGUACUUAUAUCUUGAAUAUAAUGCAAUUAAGGAAAUAUUACCAGGAACCUUUAACCCAAUGCCUAAACUUAGAGUCCUAUAUUUAAAUAAUAAUCUAUUACAAGUUUUACCACCACAUAUUUUUUCAGGAGUUCCACUAACAAGAGUAAACCUUAAAACAAACCAGUUUACUCAUCUACCUGUGAGUCAUAUCUUGGAUGACCUUGAUUUACUGACCCAGAUUGACCUUGAGGACAACCCUUGGGAUUGUUCCUGUGAUCUAGUUGGAUUGCAGCAAUGGAUACAAAAAUUAAGUAAGAACACAGUGACAGAUGAUAUCCUCUGCACUUCUCCAGACCACCUAGACAAGAGGGAAUUAAAGUCUCUUAAUAGUGAACUUCUUUGCCCAGGUUUGGUCAGUAACCCAUCUCUGCCAACUCAGACUAGUUACAUAAUUGUCAAUACUCCUACAACCACGACAACAGCAGAUACUAUUUUAAGAUCGCUUACUGAUGCUGUACCACUGUCUGUUUUAAUAUUAGGACUGCUGAUUGUGUUCAUAACUAUCGUGUUCUGUGCUGCAGGGAUAGUGGUUCUUGUUCUUCACCGCAGGAGAAGGUACAAAAAGAAACAAGCAGAUGAGCAGAUCAGAGACAACAGCCCAGUACAUCUUCAAUAUAGUAUGUAUGGCCAUAAAACAACUCAUCACACCACAGAAAGACCGAGUGCAUCACUCUAUGAGCAGCACAUGGUGAGCCCCAUGGUUCAUGUCUACAGAAGUCCAUCCUUUGGCCCAAAGCAUUUGGAAGAGGAAGAAGAAAAGAAUGAGAAAGAGGGAAGUGAUGCGAAACAUCUCCAAAGAAGUCUUUUAGAACGGGAAAAUCAUUCGCCACUCACCGGGUCCAAUAUGAAGUAUAAAACCACAGACCAAUCUACUGAAUUUUUAUCCUUCCAAGAUGCCAGUUCAUUAUAUAGGAACAUUUUAGAGAAGGAAAGGGAGCUCCAGCAACUGGGAAUCACGGAAUACCUAAAGAAAAACAUUGCUCAGCUCAAGCCUGAUAUGGAGGUACAUUAUCCGGGAGCACACGAAGAGUUAAAAUUAAUGGAGACAUUAAUGUACUCAAGACCCAGGAAGGUAUUAGUGGAACAGACUAAAAAUGAAUAUUUUGAGCUCAAAGCUAAUUUGCAUGCUGAACCUGACUACUUAGAAGUCCUGGAGCAGCAAACAUAGAUGGAGAGUUUGAGGACUUUUGCAGAAAUGCUGUGAUUCUGUCUUAAGUCAAACCUUGUAAAUAAGUGCCUUACAUGAGUGUGUCAUCAAUCAGAAUUAAAGCACAGCAGUAUUUCUAUGGGAAUAAAAGAAAGAAAGAAACUCAGGGAUCACUGGGAGAAGCCAUUGUGUUAUUUUUUUUUUACAAUUUUGUCUGUCCCAAAUAAAAUAAAUCCUUGUAUGUAAAUCAUUCAAGGAUGAUAGUAAUAUUUCUCCACAUACUUAAAAGUGUUUCACAGAAGUCCUCUUGCACAUCUAAAAGGGUUGACCAAGUAACGUUAUUUUUCUUGAAUUGUUUUACCCGUGGGUUGAAUAGAAUUGAAUUUUGUCAUUUAAAAAUUAUACAUGUAAAUGUAGUUAUAAUAUGUAAAAAUAUAUUGUUCAUAUAACCAGUAUAUGUACUAAAAUGUACAUUGUUAAAUGCAUCUAAUUUUAUUGCAGGAAAGGCAAAAGGAACUGGUCCUUUAAAAUGACAAAUAGUAAUAGUAAGGAAAAAAUAGAAGGUUGAAUGAUAUAGGCUAUGAGUGAACCAAAACUCUGAACAUUCAAAGAUUUUUUCAAGUGCUCCUGCUGUGCUUUCUGAAUUUAAAGUUAAAAAAUGAGUAGUAGUUAUGGUGUAAUACACAAGCAAACUUUUGGGGCUUUCUGCACAUUUUUGUGUGGACAAUCUUAUUGUCAAUGCUGCUGUGAACUAAGGUAUGUCAUUUGUGCUCAAAGUUUAAGUCUUACUCUUUGAAUAUUUAAAGAAUGCUACUGAUAUUCAAUUGUAAAUAUGACUAGUGCAUCUAUUGAGUUUGGUUUUCUUCAUAGCAUUAAUCCUUUGUAAAUUUGAA
Artibeus jamaicensis (Jamaican fruit-eating bat) is the source of this 3817-nucleotide messenger RNA. It is a transcript of the gene SLITRK6, whose product is annotated as SLIT and NTRK like family member 6. NCBI's taxonomy places the organism in Eukaryota, Metazoa, Chordata, Mammalia, Chiroptera, Phyllostomidae. Gene Ontology annotation, molecular function: protein binding. Gene Ontology annotation, cellular component: membrane. The transcript is spliced from 2 exons. The coding region runs from base 423 to 2945 and encodes 840 amino acids. Gene Ontology annotation, biological process: regulation of presynapse assembly; positive regulation of synapse assembly; axonogenesis. The record is from RefSeq and is a predicted model, not a curated record.